AUGUCAUACUCAUCAGAUAUAACCAAGUUAAUAUCAGAAGGAUCAAAAGCUUAUUCACAAAGAAAUUAUGAAUUAGCAUCUGAAAAAUAUGGUGAUGCUUGUCAAUUAUAUUCUUCAUUAAAUGAUAAUAAAGAAGAUGGUGAUUUAUUAUUAUUAUAUGGUAAAGCAUUAUUUCAAAAUGGGAUUGAUAAAAGUAGUAUAUUAGGUGGUAUUGAGACUAACAAUAAUGAAGAAGAAAAAGAAGGAGGAGAUAAUAAAGAUAAAAAAGGAAAAGAAGAAAAUGAAGAGGAAGAAGGCGAUGACAAAUUUCAAUUUUAUGAUGCAGAACCUAUUGAUGGAGAAGUAUCUAAUGAAAAUGAAAAAGAGGAGGAACAUGAAAACGAGGAAGAAAGUGAAGAAAACAAAGAAGAAAACAAAGAACAGGGAGAAGAAGAAGAAGGAGAACAAGAACAAGAACAAGAACAAGAACAAGAAGCAAGUGAUUUUGAAAUGGCAUGGAUGAUAUUGGAUGUUGCAAGAGGAAUAUUUGAACAACAAUUAGAAUCAUUACCAAAACCAACUACCAUACCAAUACCAUAUAUUAAAUCAGAAUCUGAUCCAAUAGAUAAUGAAUAUAUAAUAACAUUGAAAAAAUUAUCAGAAACUUAUGAUAUCCUUGGUGAAGUAUCAUUAGAAUCAGAAAAUUUCCAACAAGCUUCACAAGAUUUACAAAAAUCCUUAAAAUUAAGAUUGGAAUUAUAUCCCAGAAAUUCUUCACCAAUAUCAGAAUCUCAUUAUAAAUUAUCAUUAGCAUUAGAAUUUGUUACUGAUGAUCCAUUAUCAAGAAAAAAAGCAGCAGAACAAAUAAAAUUAGCUAUAGAAUCAACUAAAGAAAGAAAUCUUUCAGAAACAAAUCCAGAAAAACAAAAAGAUAAUGAAGAAAUGAUUCAAGAAUUAAAUGAUAAAUAUCAAGAUUUAAUUAAAGAUCCAAAUCAAAAUAUACAACAACAACAAUUAGAUAUUAUAAAAGGUAUAUUGGGAGAAAGCUUAUCUGGUGAAGGAGCAGAAGGUGCUACUAAUGCUAUAGUAAAUAAUUUAACUUCAAUGGUUAAAAGGAAACCAACUAAUGAAGGUAAAGUAAAUGAUUUAUCUAAUUUGGUGAAAAAGAAAAAACCAAAAAAAUAA
Messenger RNA from Lodderomyces jiufengensis, 1164 nucleotides. RefSeq lists its product as uncharacterized. Gene Ontology annotation, molecular function: histone binding. Gene Ontology annotation, biological process: CENP-A containing chromatin assembly; DNA replication-dependent chromatin assembly. Gene Ontology annotation, cellular component: nucleoplasm. The transcript has a single exon. The record is from RefSeq and is a predicted model, not a curated record. Bases 1 to 1164 code for a protein of 387 amino acids. NCBI's taxonomy places the organism in Eukaryota, Fungi, Ascomycota, Pichiomycetes, Serinales, Debaryomycetaceae.